AUGUCGCAUCCUCCCCCAACCUCGCAUAGAAUGGGUGACAAGAAGCGGUAUCAUUAUUCCAAUAAUCCCAACAGUGCGGUGAGGCAUGGGCAUUCUGUAUUCGGCAAGAAGAGUUAUGGCGGUUUGAGCUCUGGUAACGGAAGUGCGGGAGAGCUAUCUGCACCGGGAAGCGGCAUAAGCAGCAGUGUGUCCAGUGCGCAACAGUCGCGAUACGAUCCUAGCUCACCGAAAAGAGUGCCCAGCAGCGGCAGAAGUCGAUAUAAUCCUGAUGUAGAGGUGGCUCCGCAGGCUCUAGCGUCAUCGGUUCCAAAUUUUGUUGUAAAGAAAAGAAGUUCUUUGGGCAAUAUAGAUAAUAGUGGUUCCGUCAAUGGUGCGGCAGGUGCUGCUGGUCUCGUUGGUGCAGGGAGAGCAAGUAGUGUAAGCGGCCUUAACGGUUCCGCAAGCGUUGGUGGUUCGAGAUACUCCGGCAGCAGGUAUAAUCCUGGACAAACAACCCAAAAUUCUAGCAGUCAUUUGGCAAGAACUAGCGUGGUGCAAGCAAAUGCGGUGUCAGGUGCUAAGGUACCCGUUGGUCAUUACAACAAUGUGAAUAGGCAAACGCGACCUAGGUCUAUGGAUCAAUUUGGAAAGGAUACACCUUACCAUUAUCAAAAUGUCAAUUCCAGUCAAUCAGGACUAUUGAACAAUGCAAGUCCAAGUAGUGCUACAGGAUAUUAUUCAAGAACGAAUAAAUGGAGAUCAAAUAGUGGAUCUUCCAAACUAGACUACGAUAUUCAUAAUCCGAAUUUAACACAAUCGACAAGACCGUCUUUCUGGAACUCCCAGUUGCCAGCUAAUAAAUUUUCGGUCGAAAAUCGACGAUUUAAAGGUUCUUCUGUGUCCCCCACCUCUGGAAGUGAGAACACACCGGCCAGAUAUGAAAAUUCAGUACAGAAUGCUGAUAAUAAUCGAAAUUCAAGCAAAGAAAGCAGUUUAGAAAUUAGGGUGGAAGAAAAAGACGCUGAUGUAAUUAAGAAUUCAAAUCCUCAUUCUCUUGGAUCUAGUUUGAUCAAUUCAGUACCACAAACAACAAGAAAAGUAGAGGAGGAACACGCAUCAGGUCAUAAAAACGUUGAUGUGGAUAAACAAAAUAUAAUUGAGACAUUGAAAGUUAACAGUGAAAUAGAGAAAAACACACCCAAAAAUCAUGAAUAUUCGGUAAAGUUCGGUCGAAAUGUACCAAAGAAACAAGAACGUGAGCAGCCAAUUAUUGACAAAGAAAUCUAUUCACAAAAAAAGAAGGAUAUAGAGAUUAAAGAGGACAAAGAUAAUAAGGAAAGGAAAGAGUUUAUAGAGGAGAAAGAGAUUGAGGACAAGAAAGAGAUUGAGGACAAGAAAGAGAUUGAAGGCAAGAAAGAGAUUGAAGACAAGAAAGAGAUUGAGGACAAGAAAGAGAUUGAAGACAAGAAAGAGAUUGAGGACAAGAAAAAGAUUGAGGACAAGAAAGAGAUUGAGGACAAGAAAAAGAGUGAGGCCAAGGAAAAUAGUGAGAAAUAUGAGGGGAAUGAGAAGCAAAAGGAGAUCAAGGAGAAGAAGGAAAAAAAGGAGACUAUGGCUGGAUUGUGGUCAUUCUCUCGGCCAUCGAGUGAAGUUUCAAACGACAUGGAUAUUUCUAGAAAAGCUGGAGAUAAAGUAGAAGCAGAAUAUAGUCCUCUUUUCAACAAAACAGUAAACUGGGGUUUUGAAGACUAUGAGUUUGUCUAUGACCCAGUGAUAUUGAAGACGGAUUUGAGCAAGAUAAAUGUAAAUCCGGAUCUUGUUGGAUAUUCAAUCCCUUUGAAACCAAUUGAAAAAUGUAUUUUUCCAAUGACUAGAAAUGAAACUCGGUUAUGGGAGCUUAAAAAUCAGAAGAGAAAAGACAUUAUUUGUGAACAAAAGUACCUUCUGAAGAAUCCAAUUAAAUCAUUAGGUUCUUAUCCUUUUUUGAAAACAAAUAUGUUAAUCUACAAGCAAGCUGUGAAACCGAUUCUGAUAAAGUCUAUAUCAAAAUUAAAAAGAUAUCAAUAUCUGAGGAAAUUGCAAUUAAAAAAACAAUUAAUCGAACUUGAUUCCAAUUGGCAACAGAAAUGUUCAGAAAUGGAUGAAAUAAGCAAAAAUUUGAGGAAAAAGGAACCCAGUAAGAUAAAUGGAGAAAACGACAAAGAACAGCAAGGGCAUACAGUAGAUGGAAGUGAUAAUUUGAGGGAACGUAAAGCGUCUGGCUCUUCUAGAAGACGUAACAGAGCGGAUUUUGUUGAUGAUGCGGAGAUUGAAAACGUCCUUCUCCAGAUUGACCCAGAUUACAAACAUCAUCAAUCGGCUGCAGACAUACCACCAAUAAUAAUUAAUCCUGUCGAGAAAUACGGGAAAAAAUUUAAAGAUGUUAAUAAUCUUGUAACUGAUAAGCAAAGUUGGGCUUCAAGAAUACUAAAAGAUGGCGUGGAUACAUUCACCGAACAUGAACACGAAUUGUUUGUUGAAGGUUAUUUAACAUACCCAAAGAAAUUUGGAAAAAUUUCGUACUACAUGGGCGGAAUAAGGUCACCUGAAGAAUGUGUUUUGCACUAUUAUAGAACGAAAUCAUCGACCAAUUAUAAAAGGUUACUUGCUGAUAAAAAUAAAAAAAGACAAAAAGGUGCAGUAGCUAAACGUCGGAGAAGGAAAGAGAAAAAUGGAGAUGUGGAGAAUGAGGUUUUAAUGAAUGAUGACCCUGAGAAUACGCAGGAAGUUCGCACCAGUGAAAGAGCACAAGUUUCAGAAGCUCAAGAGGAAACAAUAGAGACGAAGCCUCGAGAAAUUGAGCCAAAACCUCCCAAAACCGAUGAGAAGUUAACAAAGCAGGAGGCAAAUGAUAACGAUAGCAAAAGCGAUGAUGCAAAAACAUAUGAGCAUGUCGUGCAAAAACAAAUGGAACAAAUAGAAAUCAAACUUCCCCAGCACGAGACUGAACCUGAGAGCGAAAAGCAGCAUGAGCUAGAAGCUGCUAAGAAUGUGGAGCUGAGUGAUGUUUGUGUAGGAGAGACAACAGCACAAGCAAAGUUUGAGGAGACUGUGCAGAGCAAUGCAAAUAUUAAUUAUAGUGUGCCAUGCGACUCUUCUGAGAGUCUCGAGACUUCAUCGAAGAAGAGGCCUCAUGAACUUAUUGAAUAUCGUAAUGAUACUCAACGUCCUAUCGGAGAAGAUGGCUUGCGCCCCACGGAAGCAGCUGAUCUGAUAGGAGGUGAUAUUUUAAUUGAAAGAAAACUUGUAGCAGCUGACGCGAUGGAUUUGGAUCCGGAAAAAUUUGAUAUGCAAGGUGAUGAAGGUAGUUCUCAAAGAAAAAAGCAAAGACAAGGCGGUGAACAUAAAUCUAGCUAUUGGAGUGUUAAAGAAGCAAAUUUAUUUCCAGAACUUUUGAAGACUUAUGGCUCUCAAUGGUCUCUUAUAUCUGAAAAGCUUGGCACGAAAUCCACAACCAUGGUGAGAAACUAUUACCAAAGAAAUGCAGCUCAACUUGGGUGGAAGUCUGUUGUUGAAGAAGCGGAUUUUAAGAGAAAUGUUACCAGUUCUGGCUCUGUUCAGCAAUCACAAAUAUUGAUACAAGCUGAGCAAUCUCCUUUGAGUCCAAUUUAUGCCGGUGUCCCUCCUCAGCAGCGACCAGCAUUGGGUUUUUUUUCAAACUCAUCAUCCAGCAAAGAGAGAUCGUCUUCACAGAAUCUGAGAGAAACUACACCUCAACCUUUUGCUUCCGAUUCAAACAAAGAACUUUUCUCUCAGACUACUACCCCAGUUAGUACUUUGCCACGACCUAGGUUACCUUCUAUCCAUUUGCCAAGUACGGAAAGCGGUACCGGUCCUGUUAAUACGGCAAACACACAAUCCCAUUUAUUGGAAGUUGCAGGUUCAAAAUUCCACGAACUGUAUUCCGCAACCCCUCCCUCUACACACGCUCUACUACCAAAGAUAGACAGAUCAACUAACGUCAAGUCACCAUCAGAUGGGUUGUUUUCAAACGUUGAUAUGCACAGAAUAACGAACUCUUCCCUGCUCACCAUUUUAAAUGAUGAUGAAAAAUCGAACGUUCCACCAGCAAGCGAUUCAACGGAUCGGGAAACUUCUACAAACAUAGGAAAGGUGAAGGGAUCAGGCUCAAUCAUAAGUAGCACUGUUCAAGAAUUACAGCCGGUAAAUCCUCACUCAGCCACCGGAAGACCUGCCUCACUAUCACUGUUGUUGAAUCCCGAGAAUGACAGACCAUCUCAAACUUCUUUUAAUCAUAUUGCACUGAAGGCCUCACCAGCUAUCCCCCAGAAGCAGAGUAAUGUACGAUCUGACCAUUUUCCUCCAAUCACAGCAACUCAGACACCAGCUGUGUCUCAACAGCAACGUGGUAUCCAGCAUUUGGCUGAACUGGCCCCGCCAUCAGCACUACCAAAUAUCAACUUCGCUAUGGAUCCAUUGGGAGCUUUGGCGGCCAUCGCCUCGGAAACUCUUAUGCCUCAAACUCAUACUAGGACAAGCUCUAAUGGAAGUAAUGCUAACGAAACAUGUAAGUUACCUCAUAAAUCUGUGUAA
This is a messenger RNA of Zygotorulaspora mrakii, 4572 nucleotides long. RefSeq names its product Snt1p (gene SNT1). Gene Ontology annotation, biological process: regulation of transcription by RNA polymerase II. Gene Ontology annotation, cellular component: Set3 complex. The transcript has a single exon. The record is from RefSeq and is a predicted model, not a curated record. The coding region runs from base 1 to 4572 and encodes 1523 amino acids. NCBI's taxonomy places the organism in Eukaryota, Fungi, Ascomycota, Saccharomycetes, Saccharomycetales, Saccharomycetaceae.